This is a messenger RNA of Iphiclides podalirius (scarce swallowtail), 453 nucleotides long. The record is from the annotation of a GenBank genome assembly. Lineage: Eukaryota; Metazoa; Arthropoda; Insecta; Lepidoptera; Papilionidae.
AUGACCUAUCAUUAUAGUAAGUACAGUCAGCACUCGCCAAAAAACCGCGCUCCUACAAACGCCGUGGCAAUUGGUACGCAACUAAGCACUCCCACCAAGGACGGCAACUGCGUAUCUAAUCUCGUUAGCUGCAACCUGACGUCACUGCGAAGCCGCGCGCGCCGCGGGAGAAAGAAGUUCAACAAACCUAACCUCAAACGAAAACUAAACAAACAUCAACCGCGCUCGAUUUGUUUAUCGCGCGCGGCGAGCAAAAGUUUCGCGGAAACUUCGAACGGCCGAGGAGACUCUGUCGCGCCAUUAACCUGUGCUCCGGUGGGCUACAGCGGCCGCGAACAGAGUUCGCACGUGCGCCGAUGCAGUCGGCUGCGCGCAGAGUACUUUUUUCAGUGCACACACGGCGGGACGGGAGCUCGCGUGGACGCGUGUACCGCGCGCGCGUUCGGUAUCGUC